AAUUAUGACACUGACAAUUAAAAGUAAAAUGUCGGCACGUUGAUGUUAUUGUUUGCAUUGCUGAUAUAGGUCUGUAACGCUUUAGCUAAUAUCGAGACGAGUUAUAAAUAAAGAAUACAAAAUGUCAGCAUUACAGAAAACUAUUAUGAAAAAUAAACUGCCACCAAAGGUGCCAAGAACGUCGGGUUCGAAACUAGCGCCCUUCAGCGGGGGACGACGCAAAGAUUACACACCGGUUUCUUGGAGAAACUACUUCGAGAAAUUUCUUGACUUAGAGACUGAAGGAGGCAUCUUCAGGGUCUACCUGUCGCCAGAGCCCGACAUUCCUCAGCGCCCGAGGAUUGUGACGUUGCACGGAGGAGGCUACUCAGCUUUAAGCUGGGCAUUAUUUACAGAAGAAAUAACCAACAUGAUACACUGUCAAGUGGUCUCAUUGGAUUUGCGAGCUCACGGAGAGACUCAAGCUAAGGACCCAGAUGAUCUGAAUAUAGACACUUUAGUCAAAGAUGUGGAACAAGUCCUUCAUAAGUUGUAUGGACAGGAGAUGCCUCCAAUAAUUCUAUUGGGUCACUCAAUGGGUGGUGCUAUAGCUGUGCGUGCGGCCCAUGUACCAUCUCUUGAGCCUUUUGUGCAAGGAGUGGCAGUUAUUGAUGUGGUGGAGGGCACAGCAAUGGAAGCUCUCGCCAGCAUGCAAAGCUUCCUACGCAGUCGGCCAACACAUUUCAAAAGUAUAGAGCAUGCUAUAGAGUGGUGUGUGAGAAGUGGUCAAGUGCGAAAUGUUGCUUCGGCCAGAGUGUCCAUGCCCAGUCAAAUCAUUAAUUGCUCAACGGGCCAGCUGGCCACUAACGAGGUGGAGGACUACCAGAGCGAGCUCACUCCCACGGAGCCGCUCGCCCCCGCGCCGCGCGGUGACGUCAUCGCCGAGGAGGGCGAGGAGGGGGAGGCCGAGGGCGAGGGGGAGGGGGACGUCGCGCACUUCGUCAAGCCGCUCGACGAGGACAGGGGGAUGAAGUACGGCUGGCGGGUGCGGCUGGCGGAGUCGGAGCGCCACUGGGCGGGCUGGUUCCGCGGGCUGUCGGCCGUCUUCCUGGCCGCGCGGGCGCCGCGCCUGCUGCUGCUCGCCUCGCUCGACGGGCUCGACCGCGACCUCACCGUCGGCCAGAUGCAGGGGCGCUUCCAAAUGCAAGUGCUGACGCGCUGCGGACACGCCGUGCACGAGGACUCGCCCGCCGAGGUGGCGCGCGUGCUGGCGGCGUUCGCGCUGCGGCACCGCCUCUCCGAGAGCACGCACUGGGACGAGCACUUCCUGUAACCGACCCCCCCCCCCCCCCUCCUCGAACCGGGACUGAUGGAUGUGGCAACAUGCCGGACACGAACUCCUAGAGAAUGAGCAAAGUCGCGGCCGGCAGCUCCGCACGCUGUAACACGACCGCGGCCUCGGGUCUCGACCUCGGGCGCAGCUCGUCUCCCGCCGCCGCCGGCCCCGCCUGCGUGUGCAAUCUUCUCUAAUUAAUCAUUCGUACUAAUCACUUCAAAAUUGUUGAAUGCUCAUUUUUCCACUGAGAUCAGUCCACAUUUCCGAUCCCCGUAUCAAUUUUAUAAUCGACCCGCCAUCGUCCUGUCUACUUAAGUUCAUGGGAAUGUACUCGGGAUCGACUUCGGUCUCGCUGAACGUCGUCAUGUAAAUUUAAGCACCAUCACCAUCACACCAUCGAACUGAACUUAAGGAAGGACUACAUGACGCCUGAGGCGAGGAAACUUGGUUGUGUAGAUUUGAUUCCAUUUUAAUGUAAUUAUUUUCUUUGUUUACACCUAUAAUGUUAUAUCGAAUGUCGUAUUAUUAAUUAACGUAAUAAUUUGUUAAAUGUUAUAGACGGAGUGGAAUUUAUUCCAUUCCACUCUAAGGGGGGGCGGCCAGCCGUUACGUGAGCAAGCCUUCGGGCGGGGUUUUGUACUUUUACUUACAAGAUUUAGUUUACUUAUUUCGGAAGAAUUGUUUUUUACUAUGUUUCCUAAUUGUCUUGUAACGAUAUGAUUUUGGAGGUGAAAACGAUUUUCUUAAUUUCCUUUAAGCGAUGGUGGCGGUCGGAGGUGGUAGAACCCAACAACAUUGCUUACGUAAAACCCGAGUACGCCUCCUCCGCUCUUCGCUCGUAAGUUCGUAUUGUGUAGAAUAGGAAACGUUCGUGUGUAUAUUUAGAUCACUUCACUAUUUAAAUUCAUUAUUCAAGGAGACGGACGACACUGGAAGUGUGUGUGAAGUAGUUAAUCGAAAGUUCAAAGAAAUCAUAUUCCGCCGCGCGUCCGGAGUUGUGUCGUAUCAUACGAGGGCUUACGUGGGACUCAAAUCAUUUAGCAAAAAGUUAUAUAAACUAUUUAUCACCGUUCUAAGGUUAAAAUUAAAAAUGGAAUUAGACACACUCACGCACGCACGUGCGUGCGUGCGUGCGUGCGUGGUUGUACGAUUUCAAAAGUAAAAGCUAUCAUAUUUAAAUUCGACGAUUUUCAAUAUUUUUUAUAUCUUCAUGUCGAAAUUUUAUAAACUUAAAAACAAAUUUAAUGUUUUAUGAAAGAUUUUAUAUACAUUAUAAAUGAAGUGUCGACUUCUAAAUUAAGUGUCGUGUUCAAAGGCGGCGGUGCGCCGGGUCGACACCUUCUAGUGUCGGUGUCCUGCCGGCUUGUCUGUAGCCGCGCUUUCAUCGGUGUAUCGUGAUUGCAUUGCUAGCGAUUGCGCAAAUUUUCUCGUACACGACGCGACUAAACCAUUUGCUGUCAUAUUUAAUCGCACACAAGGCAGAGACAGCUCCCUCACCAAUCAUCUAGAUAGGUAAUCCGUGUACAGUAUAAUCGGCUCGACUCGCCCUUGUAAUCUUGUAAAGAUAAUUCGCAGUCGGGUCUCGCGUUACGACCGAUACAACGAUUAGCACUCCGCCGUAGAUCUUAAACACUCCAUAGCUAUAAACGAUUGCAGCGUUCUCUGUGAUUAGAAAAACACGUUCUGUUUUACGUUUUCCGUCCACUUUGUUUAAUAAUUACACUUACACGUAAAAAUAAUUGUUUUAAGCGGAAAUAAUAAGGUACUUUUAAGUUUAUUUUUGUAAAUUCAACAAUUAGUUUAAAAUGUUUCUUGCGAAUAUUAUAAAUAGAUUGAGUAGAAUGUACAUGUACAUGCGUUCCCUGUGUCGAGCGUCACAUGUCGUGGGUGACGUCACUCGCGAGGAGCAGCGCUGACUGCCGAUGUAUCUCUGUAGUCGUUAGAGUCGAUUGUAUCCUUCAAAUGUUGUUACUAUAAUGUAUGAAAUGUUUGUUUGUUUAUUAAGAUCUUAUCAAUAAAAAUCUAUGAAGAA
Messenger RNA from Vanessa tameamea, 3347 nucleotides. RefSeq names its product protein phosphatase methylesterase 1. The record is from RefSeq and is a predicted model, not a curated record. Gene Ontology annotation, biological process: protein demethylation. NCBI's taxonomy places the organism in Eukaryota, Metazoa, Arthropoda, Insecta, Lepidoptera, Nymphalidae. Bases 122 to 1312 code for a protein of 396 amino acids. The transcript is spliced from 11 exons. Gene Ontology annotation, molecular function: protein methylesterase activity.